AUGAAAUUCUGUCUCCUGGUGUUGUUGAGUCUGAUUGUAGUUUCUGAUGUGCUCUGUGUUACAGUGAUACAGGGUCAGUAUGGCUGGGGAGUGACUUACACCUCUACUCAGAUCUGUGCCUUAAAAGGAUCAACUGUGGAAAUAAGCUGCACCUACACAUACCCAUCCAGAAGAAAUGGCCGUGAUACUAUAGUUCAGGAAACAUUCUGGUUUACUCAGAUGAAUAGAUAUGUACCUGUGGAUCUGAGAAAAGACUCAAGAUACACAGGUCGUUUGCAGUACAGUUGUUCUAACAACAUCUGCACUCUGAGAAUCACAGACCUGAGAGAGAGCGACUCAGCUCAGUACAAGUUCAUGUUCAUAACAAACCAGCCAGAUGGAAGAUUUACUGGUUCACCUGGAGUCACUUUGUCUGUCACAGAUCUCCAUGUGCAGCUCAGCAACCAACAGCUGCUUUGUCACAGCAGCUGUCGUCUACCUGAUCGUCCUUCCUACGUCUGGUACAAGAAUGGACAAACAUUUCUGAAAGAAACAUCUUAUUCAGAUGACAUUUCUACUGCAGACAGUUAUUCCUGUGCUGUGAAAGGACUGGAGGGUUUCCCCUCUCCUUCAGUGUGUGUCUAUGGUCAAACCUGCAACAGAGUGACUUACACUGACAGAAGCAUCUGCGCCUUCAAAGGCUCAUCAGUGGACAUUUCUUGUAUUUACAACAGUUAUUCCACAUAUAUCAGAUCUAAAUUCUGGUUCAGACCUGAACGUAGUCUUCAGUGGCAGAAUCCCUCACAGCCUGAGGACCUUAGUAAAGACUCCCAGUAUGCAGGUCGUGUUCAGGUCCUUGACACACAGAGAGGACGCUCCACUCUGAGAAUCACUGACCUGAGAGAGAGCGACUCAGCUGAGUAUCACUUCAAAUUCAACACAUGGAGCUUUGAAUGGAGGAGUAGUUUACCUGGUACAACUCUGACUGUCACAGAUCCAGAUCUCCAGGUGCAGGUGAUCAGAUCAACAGUCUACAAGCAUUAUACUGAUGCAGACCUGCUUUGUCACAGCAGCUGUCGUCUACCUGAUCGUUCUUCCUACAUCUGGCUCAAGAAUGGACAGAAAAUUCAGAGAGAAACAUUUUCUUCUUAUUCAGUCAGGAGUUAUUCUGCAGACAGUUAUUCCUGUGCUGUGAAAGGGCUGGAGGGUUUCCCUUCUCCUUCAGUGUGUGUCCAUGGUCAAACCAGCAACAGAGUGACUUACACUGACAGAAGCAUCUGUGCCAUCAAAGGCUCAUCAGUGGACAUUUCUUGUACUUAUAACAGUUAUGAAACUAUCACAUCUAGAUCCUGGUUCAGUCCUGAACGUAGUCUUCAGUGGCAGAAUCCCUCACAGCCUGAGGACCUUAGUGAAGACUCCCAGUAUGCAGGUCGUGUUCAGGUCCUUGAUACAGAGAGAGGACGCUCCACUCUGAGAAUCACUGACCUGAGAGAGAGCGACUCAGCUGAGUAUCACUUCACAUUCACAGCAGGAAGCUUUGAAUGGAGGAGUAGUUUACCUGGUACAACUCUGACUGUCACAGAUCCAGAUCUCCAGGUUCAGGUGAUCAGAUCAACAGACUACACAUAUAAUCAGGCAGAGCUGCUUUGUCACAGCAGCUGUCGUCUACCUGAUCGUCCUUCCUACGUCUGGUUCAAGAAUGGACAGAAAAUUCAGACCGAAAUAUCUUUUUCUUAUUCAGGCUACUUCUAUUAUCCAGACAGUUAUUCCUGUGCAGUGAAAGGACUGGAGGGUUUCCCCUCUCCUUCAGUGUGUGUCCGUGGUCAAACCUGCAACAGAGUGACUUACACUGACAGAAGCAUCUGUGCCUUCAAAGGCUCAUCAGUGGACAUUUCUUGUACUUACAACAGUUAUGACACUAUCAGAUCUAAAUUCUGGUUCAGUCCUGAACGUAGUCUUCAGUGGCAGAAUCCCUCACAGCCUGAGGACCUUAGUGAAGACUCCCAGUAUGCAGGUCGUGUUCAGGUCCUUGAUACAGAGAGAGGACGCUCCACUCUGAGAAUCACUGACCUGAGAGAGAGCGACUCAGCUGAGUAUCACUUCAAAUUCAACACAUGGAGCUUUGAAUGGAGGAGUAGUUUACCUGGUACAACUCUGACUGUCACAGAUCUCCAGGUUCAGGUGAUCAGAUCAACAGUCUACAAGAAUUAUACUGAGGCAGAGCUGCUUUGUCACAGCAGCUGUCGUCUACCUGAUCGUCCUUCCUACGUCUGGUUCAAGAAUGGACAGAAAAUGGAAAGCGUGGAGACAUCUUCUUAUAAAGAUCAGUUUUAUCCCAGAGACAUCAUCUCCUGUGCUGUAAAAGGACAUGAGGAUUUCCCCUCUCUUUCAGUGUAUGCUCCAAAGCUUCCCUCUGUGUCAGUGAGUCCCUCUGCUGAGAUAGUGGAGGGCAGUUCAGUGACUCUGACCUGCAGCAGUGAUGCUAACCCAGCAGCUAAAUACACCUGGUACAAGGAGAACCAAACUCUGCUCAGUAAAGAACCACAGCUUGUCUUCAGCUCCAUCCAGUCCUCUGACUCUGGAGAGUAUUACUGUGCAGCUGAGAACCAGCUGGGGAGGAAGACAACUAAAUACAUCAUUAAUGUGAAAU
Messenger RNA from Micropterus dolomieu (smallmouth bass), 2629 nucleotides. Its product is annotated as B-cell receptor CD22-like. The annotation marks the transcript as partial. The record is from RefSeq and is a predicted model, not a curated record. The transcript is spliced from 9 exons. Lineage: Eukaryota; Metazoa; Chordata; Actinopteri; Centrarchiformes; Centrarchidae.